AUGAAUACUAAAAAUUAGAGAAUCCCAAAAUUUGUGACCAAAUUGAUUGAAAUAUUAGAUGUAAUCCAAUUAAAUUAUAUUAUAUAGAAUUAAUCUUAUUAAGAAAUUAUUAGUUUUGAUUAAAAAGGUGAUGGUAUUAUAAUCCAUGAAUAAGAACUAUUUGAAAAUUAGAUACUCUUAAACUAUUUUAAGCAUAAUCAUAUUGACUCAUUUACUCGCCAAAUGAAUAACUAUGGUUUUAAACGUGUGAAGAAUCAUUAGGGGAAGUAUGAAUUUAAAAAUCCAUACUUCUAGAAAAAUAAUAAGUAUUCCUUUUAUUAAUAUCGCGCUUAGAAAUUUAAUUCACUUAGUCAUCAAAAAGAAACAAGAAAAAAUAAAAAUAAUAUCACAAUUCUUAGCAUUAAAAUCAGAAUUAAACUCGUUUUCAAAAGAAUUAGACUAAUUUAAUUUUUUCGCCUCUUCUGUAUUUCAUUAAAUUAUUUAAGUAUUAAUAAAGCUAAUCUAUUUUAACAGAAUCUUAAAAUAAAGCUAAAUUAGAAAUGAUUUCUAUUUCAUAAAAGAACCUUGAAUUGGAACAAAUGUUAAACGCUUUAAUUAAUGAAAAAAAAUUGUAUUGA
Paramecium octaurelia is the source of this 617-nucleotide messenger RNA. The record is from the annotation of a GenBank genome assembly. NCBI's taxonomy places the organism in Eukaryota, Ciliophora, Oligohymenophorea, Peniculida, Parameciidae.